UUCCAUAUAAGUGUGAGCAGGAAAAAGGAAUGCACUCAUUUGCUGCUCAUUUCUUUUCAAAAAUACAUUUGCUGUGGAAGGUUUGGCGUCAUGGCAGAGUCGGGUUUCCCAUUACCUCCAGAAGCCUUUUGUCCUCUCUGCGGGGACACGGUGAGAGAUCCGGUCACUAUUCCAUGCGGCGAUGUUUACUGCCUGGAAUGCAUCAAGAUCUACUGGGACCAGUACGACCACAUCGGUGUCUACCGUUGCCCAGAGUGCCGCGCCACAUUCACCCCGCGUCCUGUGUUGAGACGGAACCUGCCAGACGUCCAUAACGGGCGGCACCACCUUCCUGAGCUCACGCCGUUCCCCCACAUGCAGCGAGAGUCCUUCUGCGAUUUUUGCGUCGGCCGCCGCAGCAAGGCCGUCAAGUCGUGCCUGGUGUGUUUGGCCUACUACUGCGAGACGCACGUCAAGCCGCACUACGAGUCCUCCACCUUUAAGAGGCACAAGUUGGUGGAUGAGACGGGACACUUGGACAGGAAGAUCUGUCCCCAGCAUGAGAAAGGCCUGGAGCUGUUCUGUCGCUCUGAUCAGAUGUGCAUAUGUGUGCUGUGUACAGUUCGAGAGCACCGCAGCCACAACAUCACCUCGGCAGAAGAGGAACGGAAUGAAAAGCAAAAAGUGCUGGUUGUUACCCAGUCUGAAGUUCAGCACAUAAUUCAAGAGAGGCUGAAGGAGCUGCAGGAACUUCGCCACAAUGUGGACGUUCUCAAGAGCAAUGCCCAGCGGGCGCAAGCAGAGAGCGACAAAACAUUCCAUGAAAUGCUGCAGGCAGUGGAGCGCUGGAAGGCGGAAAUGAAUCAGAUGAUAAUGGCUAACAUGCAGGCCGCCAUGUCGCAAGCCGAAGGUUAUGUGGAGCGUUUGGAGCAGGAGAUUCAGGAGCUGCAGCGCCGAGACACAGAGCUGCGUCAGAUCCUGGAGACGGAGGAUAACAUUCACUUUUUACAGAAUUUCCCUACGCUGUGCGUCCCUCCGGAGGCCAUGGUGCCCAAAGUCCUCAUCAAUCCUCAGUUCUCCUUCAGUGAGAUGAGCAAAACUGCGACAGAUAUGAAGGAACAUCUGGACGACAUCUGCACCAAAGAACAGAGCAAGAUCUCCAAAACUGUUAGUGAAACUCCGAUUUACAUCCUGCUCCCAAGAAACGGAGACACACGGACAAAAGCUCCUGCUCGGAUGGAUUUUCAGGAACCAAAAACAAGAAGCGACUUCUUGAGAUACGCAUUUCAGAUGUCCUUUGAUCCAAACACGGCCUUCAAAGAACUUGCCCUGUCGGAUGGGAACCAUAAAGUCAGCCGCAAGAAGACCGCCCAGUUUUACCCGGAUCACCCGGAACGCUUUGACGGCUUCGCCCAAGUGCUCUGUAAAGAAGCCUUGAGCGGUUUCAGAUUCUACUGGGAGGCGGAGUGGAGCGGCGAGUUUUCCAUCGGAGUGGCCUACAGGAGCAUCAGUCGCAAAGGCAAGAAUUCCAACAGUCUGCUCGGCUACAACGACAAGUCCUGGAGUCUCCUCUGCUCCGAUUCGGGCUACUCAGCCUGGCACAACAAAGUCGACCGCGACCUUACUAACUCUCCUCGAGCCACACGUAUAGGCGUCUACCUGGACUACGCCGCCAAUUCUGUAGCUUUCUAUUCAGUUUCAGAGAGCAUGGAGCUCAUUCAUAAGUUCAGAGCUCAGUUCACGGAGCCUUUGUUGGCAGGAUUUGGAGUGGGCUCCUCCGUCACCCUCUGUCAGCUGAAGACACCUGGCAAGCCCUACUGAAACUGAGGCACACAUUUAUUCAAUUUGUUAGAUUUAGAGGGGGAACAUUUGGCUUCCACUCAACUCUGCUCGAGCGUGAAGUCAUUCACUUUAAUAAAUGUGCAAUAUUCUGUUUUUCUAAAUUUCAUCGAUUUUUGCUAGCAAUGUUAGAAUGUACUUCAUAAAAUGUGUAGUUUUUCAGAGCCUUCUUUUGCAGAGGAUAACAGCUUUUGACAUAAACACCUUCAAUAAACUAAACUGAUACUUUAUGUUUUCUGCUGUGCUGGUCCUAUUCCAUGUUAUUCAAGGAGCCACACUUUAUUUCACUUCCAUCCUGUUCAAUCUCACUGUUUGCACUUUGUCAGCUGCGCGCUUUAUAAUCACUUGAUCAUGAACGCAUUGUUAUCGUACUGAACAUGAUCAUCAUGUGUUUUCUGGAUUUCCAUUUUCAGAGGGUCAGUAGGGGGCGCACACCCCCUCAUACCUGCAUAAAGCAAUAUGGUGCAUUUAUUUUGAGUUCAAUAUUCUGUAGCAAAACACAAAACUGAGUCACAGAAAUGUACAAUACGAAUACUUAAUAUAUAUAUAUAUAUAUAUAUAUAUAUAUAUAUAUAUAUUCAGGAACAGUUUCGUUCCUGGUGCUGUCAGGCUGCUGAUACUGUUUAUUUGUUUCUUUGGUCAUAUGGCAAGUCAGUCUCUUCCACCACAUCCUCUGCUUUACUUAUGAUUAUAUUUAUGAAUUUGCACAGAUAUUCCAAAGCAUUUUGGCUGAUAGACAGACAAGAAAGAAGCCUUUUUGAUGUUUAUAAGUGACAGGGUGAUGUGAAGAUCAAACAGGUAGUUUCAAUAUAUUUGUUUCUGAUCUGAAAAAUCUACCAAGGUGACUGAAAAAGAUAAAUGAAAUGAUCACAAGGGGAAGAAAUAGCUGCACAUUUCUGUUUUUUGAGUUCAUGCAAAUGGAGAGCACUUUUCAAAUGAUGUUGUCUUUGUAAAACACAGCAGAUUUGUUUAUGUUUUUCUUGUCAUUGCAUUAUUCCAAGUGGAAAAAACUGCAGUCGCUGUUCAUUUGUUUGUUUCAGCUGGUCAAGAGAGCAGCGGGAGGAAAGCGACGGCAGCGCUCAGCAUCAGGUUUGGGUCACAAACUACAUGUCUUUAUUGUUGUUUAUGCUGGAUGUGUACUGAUAGUUUCAAGACCCCUUCAUGACAAUGACAGAAUAGACAAGAAGAGCACCGUUAAGCUUCUUAGUCUACGCCAAUAGGUCUACAUUCAGACUUGCAAGAAAUGUGAGGUUCAUCUGUCUAAAAUCUAUUUUUGAAUUUGACUGUAUUUUCUUACUAGAAUGAUGUAAUAAAAUGAAGUUGGCAAAUUCUAAUUUCUCUUCCUGGACACUGCUCAUUCAUGUGUUAUCAGAG
This is a messenger RNA of Synchiropus splendidus (mandarinfish), 3192 nucleotides long. Its product is annotated as tripartite motif-containing protein 16-like. Lineage: Eukaryota; Metazoa; Chordata; Actinopteri; Syngnathiformes; Callionymidae. The transcript is spliced from 7 exons. Gene Ontology annotation, molecular function: zinc ion binding; protein binding. The coding region runs from base 91 to 1800 and encodes 569 amino acids. The record is from RefSeq and is a predicted model, not a curated record.